This is a messenger RNA of Colletotrichum aenigma, 219 nucleotides long. RefSeq lists its product as uncharacterized. Lineage: Eukaryota; Fungi; Ascomycota; Sordariomycetes; Glomerellales; Glomerellaceae. The transcript has a single exon. The record is from RefSeq and is a predicted model, not a curated record. The coding region runs from base 1 to 219 and encodes 72 amino acids.
AUGGGUCAAUUCGACUGGUUCCGAUCCAUUGGCGCCACGCCUGAGGCCGUGGCCGUCCUGAACGACCAGCCCAUUCUGUUCACGAUCCUUUUGAUCGUCCUCGUCGCCGUCAUUCUGCAGAUUGUCCUACUCUGGUACAUCCACUUCGCGACGUUGAAGCCGGAACAGAAGAAGAAGAAGGAGCCCAAGAAGGGAGCUGCCAAGGGUGGCAAGAAAUAG